GCCCCGGCCGGCGUCUGCGCCGUCCCCGUCCCUCCCCGGGCCCGAGCCCCCCUCCCGCUCGCCAGCCCCAUGGAGCAGCUGCUGCGCGCCGAGCUGCGCACCGCGACCCUGCGGGCCUUCGGGAGCCCCGGGGCCGGCUGCAUCAGCGAAGGGCAAGCCUACCACACGGAUGCAGGCCCCAUUUUCGUCAAGGUCAACCGCCGGACGCAGGCGCGGCUGAUGUUCGAGGGAGAGAGGGCCAGCCUGGAGGCCCUCCAGACCACCGGCUCGGUGCGGGUACCCCGGCCCAUCAAGGUCAUUGACCUGCCUGGCGGUGGGGCUGCCUUUGUGAUGGAGUAUCUGAAGAUGAGGAGCUUGAGGAGUCAGGCAUCAAAACUUGGAGACCAGAUGGCAGAUUUGCACCUUUACAACCAGAAGCUCAAGGAUAAGUUGAAGGCGGAGGAGAACACAGUGGGCGGGAGACCUGAGGGCUCUGAGCCUCAGUAUGUGAGCAAGUUUGGCUUCCACACGGUGACCUGCUGUGGCUUCAUCCCUCAGUGGCUGUGCUGGGUUUGGGCGGUCUCCGCAGCAGCAGCAGCAGCCUUGACCCUCAUUGCCCAGGUGAAUGAGUGGCAGGAUGACUGGCCAACCUUCUUUGCCCGGCACCGUCUCCAAGCACAGCUGGACCUCAUUGAAAAGGACUAUGCUGACCGAGAGGCACGAGAACUCUGGUCACAACUACAGGUGAAGAUCCCGGGUCUGUUUUGUGGUCUAGAGAUCGUCCCUGCCCUUCUUCACGGGGAUCUCUGGUCAGGAAACGUGGCUGAGGACGACUCAGGGCCCAUCGUUUAUGACCCAGCUUCCUUCUAUGGACAUUCUGAGUUUGAAAUGGCAAUUGCUUUGAUGUUCGGGGGCUUUCCCAGCUCCUUCUUCACUGCCUACCACCGGAAGAUCCCCAAGGCUCCAGGGUUCGACAAGCGGCUGCUGCUCUAUCAGCUCUUUAACUACCUAAACCACUGGAACCACUUUGGGAGGCAGUACAGGAGCCCGUCCCUGGGCACCAUGAGGAAGCUUCUCAAGUAGCAGCGAGCCUGCGUCCCCUGACUCCCUGCUUAGAAAAUAACUGGGGAGCAACACCAGAGAUGGCGUCGGGUACUAAUAAAGUCCGGGCGGUUCAGGGAUGAAA
Molecule: messenger RNA, 1165 nt
Organism: Suricata suricatta (meerkat)
Lineage: Eukaryota; Metazoa; Chordata; Mammalia; Carnivora; Herpestidae
Gene: FN3K
Product: fructosamine 3 kinase
Exons: 6
Coding region: 70-1062 (330 amino acids)
Biological process (GO): fructosamine metabolic process
Source: RefSeq, a predicted model, not a curated record